ACAAAAAAAACUGAAGCAAAACUACGCUUCAGAAGUCCUCUAACACAUGGGUUCAGGUCCUCUCUAACAGCUCUUACGAGUCGGCGCUGACCCUCGGGCCUGACUAGUCUUUACCGGAGUUGUUUAAAAAAAAAAAGAGACUCGUUGACCGAGAAGAAAAGACGAAUACCGGAGAUAACCCGGUUUAGAAAUAAGUCACGUAACCAACACGACGCUGGAGUACAUGGUCCGAAAGGACUAUUCACAUGCGAUGACCGACAUGGACGUCUUCAACGGCACCUCUGCGCAUCAGGCACCGUCCGACUUUGAUCUCAUUGAGGAAAUCAUCACAGAGUGGUCGGGGCCCUCCCUCCCCGGACCCCCGGACCCCCCUGCUGACCUCCUCUGCCAAAACCACAGGAUGCGACAACAGAGCUCCUCACCGCCAUCCCAACCCCUGCUGCUGGCCAGAGGCACUGCCUGUCAGUCAACCUGCACCUUCCCUCAGCCCCAGCAGCCAGCCAGCAUUUCCAGAGAGAUGGCUCAUUCUUCCCGGGAAGCUUCUGCUCCGGCCGGUUUCCCGCGGCGUGGUCGAGGCUCCUCGUGUUCGCUGGCCUCGAAGAGCUCCCGUGGCGUUUCCUCUCAGAACCGCGGCGGGGAAACGGAGAUGCUGGAGCGGCUUCUGAAUAAGCCCAAACUGGUGGUGUUGGAGGAGCCCAAGGAGAGAGGCAUGAGGUUUCGCUACGAGUGUGAGGGACGCUCGGCCGGCAGCAUCCUGGGGGCGUCCAGCACUGAAACCAACAAGAGUCAGCCUGCGAUAGAGAUUCAAGGUCCCAUUGACCACUUAAAGAGGGUCACAGUCACGGUUUCCUUGGUGACCAAAGACCCCCCACACCGGCCUCACCCCCACUGCCUUGUGGGUAAAGACUGCCCAAACAGUUCAGGAAUCUGCGUGGUCACGCUCAACCCUCACAGCAACCGACGUCACAGCUUCGCUAACCUCGGCAUCCAGUGUGUGAGGAGGAAAGAGCUGGAUGUUUCACUUCAGAAAAGAAGAAACCAAAAUAUCGACCCCUUUCAAACUGGUCACUCAAAGGGCAUUGAAGACAUGGACAUGAACGCUGUGCGUCUGUGUUUUCAGUGCGAGUUUGAAUGGGAGGAUGGCAGAAAAGACUGCCUCAGCCCCAUGGUGUCCAACCCCAUCUAUGACAAGAAGGCCACGACUACAUCACAGCUGAAGAUCGGCCGUUUCAACCAGUACAGAGGCUCCUGCACCGGCAAGACGGAGAUCUACAUGUUGUGUGACAAAGUUCAGAAGGACGAUAUAGAGAUCAUCUUCUGGCGAGGGUCGUGGAAGGCGAGCGCGGAGUUCGCCCAGACGGAUGUGCACCGGCAAAUUGCCAUCGUGUUUAAGACUCCGCCCUACCAGAACCAGGAUAUCACGGAGGAGGUCGAAGUCCGAGUGCUCCUGCGGCGCCUCUCGGACCAGAUGGAGAGCGAGUCCAUAGCCUUCACGUACCUGCCUCACAACCCAGAUCCAUAUGAAGUGAACCGGAAGAGAAAGAUAAAGUCCGACAUCAGCUUCAGCGAGAAACCGUGUGUGACGGCCGACGGUGCACCGGCAGCGGAGCCGCCCUUCCACGCUCAGCAGCCUCAAGCCAUGAUGGCCCCUAACGAGAGGCUGUGCGCUGGCCAGCCGGGGGCCUCCGCUUCAGGGGACCUGGGUUACAACGAGCCUCAGGACUCGAGCAACGGCACCGAUGCAACGGCCAUCCUGAAUCAGUUGCUAGAAAUGCCCGUGCUCUGGGACAUGAUAUCCGACUCCAGCUUCACCUCGUCCAUGCCCUCUAGCUUUGAGCCGGGGAUCGAUGCCGGCUCCACGUUCGCCAACCAGGAUAUGAACUUGAACCAGAACUUUGGCUCGUACACGCAGGACUUCUCCCACUACAGCGACUUGCAGUUCAACAUGCUCGUCAACGAGAUCCAGACCCCGCAGUCGGAGGGCCGGGACAGCCCCUCCGGCAUGGUUCAGGUGAAGACGGAAGAUGAGCUCUGAGGACCGAAUCGUCAGAUUCGUGAAAUGCACUUACACACACUCUCUGUCCACUUAAAAAAAAUCCACUUUGGCACUUUGGUAAAUAUGCGUAUUUGCUCUCUGGCUGAGGGUUAGAUGAGAAAAUUGGUACCGCCCCCUCGUAUGAAAGUGUUUUUUUCAUUUCCUCUCGACGCCUCUGGAUUGAGACCCAAACGGGAUCAAGUUGUCCCUCAAUCCAAGACUCCAGCGUCGGCUGACUGUGAAAGGUGUUCGCCCUCUCGCUAAACCCGUAUCGUUGUUUGGAGUCCUUGCUGGUCAAGGCCUUAGCAACCAGCAGGUUCACAUUCCUGCGUGUGUGCUUGUAAAUGCUGCCAACACUCAUCAUCAGAUUCUCACAGUCAGCGUGGAGUUUUAAAAAAUAUGUUCAAGAGUCAAUAUUUAACUUUGAAACGAUAGAAACCCUCCCAUGAAUUGCCUUGUAUUGUAGUAAAUAAUUGGUGAGGUAAAACUUUAAUACCUGUCAUAUAAUGUUUGUCUCUGUUACGUGCUUCAACAUGAUUUUGGGAAAACGACGUGACUUCCCCAAAGAGGUAUACGAUUUUAGAUGUAGCACAAAGUCUCAAAUACAUUAGGGUCAGAUCUGCUCUUCACUUUCUCCACUCUGUUGAUGUGACCUCCACACCAGCUGCAUUGUUUAAUAAUUAAUCUACUUGAACACGAUAGAAACCGGUGCUCCUCGUGUCGAUCCCUCGCAGCUCGUCACCAAUUCAACUCCGCCCGUCUCUGUCGUAUCGUAGUGUCAAUAUUUCAGGAAAUAACCAAUAAAAUGUCAGUCGGUGUUAUUUUUCCCGUUGUCGUUCCUCCCGCUGAAGCCGACUGCGCCGCCUUGAUUUGUCAAAUGGAACAGAAGAUUUCAGAGUGACAAAAGGAUCAAAUCAAACCUUGAAUGUGACCGUCAGCCGCACACGGGACGAACCUGCUCGGUCACCUAUAAAAAACAAUGAAGGUAGGGCCGCAACAACAAUUAGAUGUGUUUGCCUUUCAUGUUUUAGCUUUCAAUGUCAGCGAUGUUGAACGACUUGUUUACCCAAGAAAUCAGAUAGAAACAUGCAGUGAGGUGUCCUCUGUGACCUAAAGUGUGACCUUUGCUCAGACCCAUCUUCAAACUACACAGCUGUGAGGUUUUGGGACUUCAUCGUGGAUGGUUGUGACGAAAUCGGCCCAAAGACGGACGUAAAAACACCGGGAAAUGAAUCACAAAUCUCUGCUGUGGUCCUCCAGGUGCAUUCAUCUGGAGAGGAUCGUCAGCUGUUCUUUUGUCAGUUAUUUGUUCUCACCAACUUUUUCCCUGGAGUUCAAAAUAGUUUUUCGGACCAAAAAUUCUAAAACGAAUACAAUUUCCAAUAGAAAAAGUAACAAAUCCUCACUAGUGGGAAGUUGAAACCAGUAAAUGUUUGAAAUGUUUCCUAUUUGUUCGCGCACUGGUAAUUGUCACACCCACGACUGGAUUUUUUUUUUUACAGAUCAGUAAACAAACAAUGGAAGAGGCGUAGUCUCAAUAUUUAAGAUUCCAGGUGUGCACCUGGUUACCUCCCGUGUGUGUGUGUGUGUGUGUGUGUGUGUGUGUGUGUGUGUGUGUGUGUGUGUGUGGGGCAGCAGGUGCGCUACUCUCCUGGCUCCGUCUGUUUUGACUUUGACCCCGAACAUUAACGCCUCACCGUCGCUUAGAAACGCCACACUGAUUUCCUGUGAACUGGCUCCACCUCCCCCGGCUGCCGGGACACGUCGACACCGUCGGCCACAACGUGUGGUCCACCAAAAGCUGCUGGAUUCAGAAAGCUUUAAAUAAAGAGAGAAAUGCAAUAGCUACAGGAAGUAUUGGCAUACUUCAGGAAUUUUUUUCUCUCAGUAUUUAUAUGCAGGUCUAGUUUUUACCAUCCACGACAGCUUGUGGCUGGUAUUGUUUUCAGAUCGGGAGUCAGUGUGUCAUCGGGGCCCCGAAUUUGGCCCUAGGGACGCCCACUGUAGUGGGAACUAACACAGAAGAGGGUUUGUCUGUUUGUCUUAAUGUGGACGGCUUUAGUUACAAAGCAAUAGCGUCAGAAAACCAUAUGAGAAGCAGUCGCACAACUUUACAUCCAAAUAAAAGCAGAGUUUGAAAAUGGGUGCGGUAGGAUGUGGGGGAGGGGCCUUUUGACCCUCACUUUAAGCACCAGGCCUGAUUUGGUCCUGUGACACCAUCUAAAGAUGGUCUCUGGUUGAUCUGAGGUUGUUUCUACGACAGCGGUGUCCACAAAUAAAAUGUUUGUGGUGGGAUGUAACAAAGUCCAUUUAUUCACUUCAGUAGUGAAAUGAAGGACACAUUGGAGGUAUCUUUACUUGAUGGAGAGAGAUUUAAUCAGGUUGCUCAAGUCUUUUUUUUCUUUUUUAACCUGAAAUGUGUGUCAAGCUGGAAGUUUAACUUUCACUCAGGUGAAGUCAUUAAAACAGGAACUUUCACUGCAGUCACACCCACUUUUUGUCAGGUGAUCACGUCUGUGUACCGAUCAAUUACUAAUAAUUUACACAUUAUGGUGAAUAAUCUGAGGGAAAAAGUAAAAAGUAUGCACAAUGGUUAUAACUGCUUGGUAACUUGUGACUUUACCCCCGGGGAUCAAUAAAGUAUCAUAUCUUUAUAAUAUUACAUUA
This is a messenger RNA of Pseudoliparis swirei, 4702 nucleotides long. RefSeq names its product v-rel avian reticuloendotheliosis viral oncogene homolog B (gene relb). Gene Ontology annotation, molecular function: DNA-binding transcription factor activity, RNA polymerase II-specific; RNA polymerase II cis-regulatory region sequence-specific DNA binding. Bases 224 to 2035 code for a protein of 603 amino acids. Lineage: Eukaryota; Metazoa; Chordata; Actinopteri; Perciformes; Liparidae. Gene Ontology annotation, biological process: non-canonical NF-kappaB signal transduction; innate immune response; canonical NF-kappaB signal transduction. The record is from RefSeq and is a predicted model, not a curated record. The transcript has 11 exons. Gene Ontology annotation, cellular component: cytoplasm.